GAGACUGCCCACUGAUUGUACCGCUGUACGGUACUACGGGAGGGUCAAACACCACAACCCGGCAUUGUGAGUGAAACUCUUGAUUAAAACACAGCUGUAGUAAUUUUAUAUAAAAAGUUUACAUUAUAGAGAUAAUUAUCAUCAAAUUUUUGGCAGAAAAUUAAAAACGACACGCCGACACUUCGGCUCCAGUCCAGGAGGUGGCAGUAACACAUCUGAAACUGUUUAUGUACCGCUAAAAUCCGAGGAACGAACGAUUAAUGCGCAUGAGCAGUGGAAGAGUACUUUUGCGUGAGCCUGUCGUUGUGUAGUAGAUCAUUAAAAGGACUCUAUUUGGAAGCCACUGACGACUUGAGUUAGUCCAUCAUAUUGCAAAGAUGGAUUUCCAGCAUCGAGCUGGAGGGAAGACGGGCAGCGGUGGGGUGGCAUCGGCCUCCGAGAGUAACCGAGACAGACGGGAACGGUUACGUCAGCUGGCUCUGGAGACCAUCGACAUCAACAAAGACCCCUACUUCAUGAAGAAUCAUUUAGGAUCAUAUGAGUGCAAACUUUGUCUGACACUUCACAACAACGAGGGAAGCUAUUUGGCUCACACACAAGGAAAGAAACAUCAGACCAACUUAGCAAGGAGAGCUGCCAAAGAAGCUAAAGAAGCUCCUGCUCAACCAGCCCCAGCAAAAGUCAAAGUUGAAGUAAAAAAGUUUGUCAAAAUUGGUCGACCGGGAUACAAAGUAACAAAACAGAGGGACCCAGAGACCGGUCAGCAAUCUUUACUUUUCCAGAUUGAUUAUCCAGAGAUUGCUGAAGGAAUCGGACCCAGGCAUCGCUUCAUGUCAGCUUAUGAGCAGCGCAUCGAGCCCCCCGAUCGUCGCUGGCAAUACUUGCUGUUUGCUGCUGAACCAUAUGAAACUAUUGCCUUCAAGGUCCCCAGCAGGGAAAUUGAUAAAGCUGAAUCCCGCUUCUGGACACAUUGGAACAAAGAAACUAAACAGUUCUUUUUACAGUUUCACUUCAAAAUGGAGAAAGCUAUUCCCCAGUCCACUGGUCCAAUGCCUCCUUCAGGCGUGAAGCACCCCCCGCCUCUUAUGAGCGGAGGACCUCGUUCAGUAAAUGAUUCUCUGCCCCCUCCCCCACCGGGAGGCAUGCCUGUCCCCCCUCUCCCACCUGGGGCUCCAGGUACCCAUCAGAUGCCCCAUCAGAUGCCCAUGCCUCCUAUGCCAAUGAGACCACCCCCCCCAGAGGCCCUUAUGUCUAAUAACUGAUUUCUUACCAUUGAUUAGUUAUUCCUUUGUUAUACUCUCCAGUGUCCACCUGAUUUGUAAUAUUUUAGAUAUAUUUGGGUGAAUUUUAUACAUUUGUCUGGUAAAUCAGGCUGGAUGUCAGAAAAACAAUACCAUGGUUAAUCAUUUAAAGUUAAUUUUUGUUUUUUUUUUGUUUUUUUUUAAUAAAUACAGAAGUGAAAGAGAAACCAA
Menidia menidia (Atlantic silverside) is the source of this 1472-nucleotide messenger RNA. The record is from the annotation of a GenBank genome assembly. Lineage: Eukaryota; Metazoa; Chordata; Actinopteri; Atheriniformes; Atherinopsidae.